GAUAAGAAAAGGAAAGUAAUAAAAGUGCAUUCACAUAUUACAUAAGCCACUAUAGCAGGAAAUGGCUAUAUAUUCGAGGUCCCUGGGGGACUAAAAAAAAAAAAAAAGCAAAGGGAAAUGAUUCAAGUGACCAGUUUGAAAAGGAGCAAGUUUUAAAAGACAAGGAGAUGCCACGCAACACUGAGAUCAAGGCAAGAGUGCAGGAUGUGGCCAAGCUGCACAAGAUUGCUGCCGAGUUGUCCCAGAGCAGCGGGGAAGUGCUGUACCAGGAGGACACCUUCUUCAACACACCACAGGGGAGACUCAAGCUCAGGGUUAUCAAGGAUAAAAGAGAAGAGUUGAUAUAUUAUGAGCGACCAGAUCAGGAGGGUCCCAAAUGCAGCGACUUUGUUAAGGUGGAAAGGAAGGCUGGAGAGCUAAGUGACGACAUAAAACUAUUAUUGAGUCGUUCCCUUGGAGUUAAAGGAUCUGUCAAGAAGACCAGGACACUGUACAUGGUUGGCCAGACAAGAAUUCAUGUUGAUAAGGUGGAAAAUCUUGGGGACUUCAUGGAACUUGAGGUAAUGCUGAAUGAUGACCAGUCUUUGGAAGAAGGAGAGAAGAUUGCCUUAGACCUGCAGGAGAAGCUGGGUGUCAAGCAGGAGGAUCUCCUUACUGGAGCUUAUAUGGACAUGAUCUUGAAGCAAUAAAAGUUUUUCAAUA
Scylla paramamosain (green mud crab) is the source of this 702-nucleotide messenger RNA. Its product is annotated as adenylate cyclase CyaB-like. The coding region runs from base 168 to 689 and encodes 173 amino acids. The record is from RefSeq and is a predicted model, not a curated record. The transcript is spliced from 5 exons. NCBI's taxonomy places the organism in Eukaryota, Metazoa, Arthropoda, Malacostraca, Decapoda, Portunidae.